Ruditapes philippinarum (Manila clam) is the source of this 1129-nucleotide messenger RNA. RefSeq lists its product as uncharacterized. NCBI's taxonomy places the organism in Eukaryota, Metazoa, Mollusca, Bivalvia, Venerida, Veneridae. The record is from RefSeq and is a predicted model, not a curated record. The transcript has 4 exons. The coding region runs from base 249 to 944 and encodes 231 amino acids.
AAUCUUUAAAGAAAAUAUUGAACGAGUUUUGUAGCCAAAACUUAUAUUUAUAGAAAAACACUGUUUACAUUACCAUUUUAAAGCAAAAUAUCUCCUAAUAAAAUAGAAAUGAUAUACUUAAAAGAUUUAACAUUUUAUGCAUUUAAAAAGUGGGUUUUAAACAUGCAACAGUGCUAAAUUGCGUGGGAACUUAGUAUGAGAGAUGAAUGGUGUUUUUUUUCCUACUAAAAUGUCUAUAACGGAACAAAAUGGAUAAAAUUGAUGAAUUAGUUGAGAGAAGAAGAGCAGUUUUGAUACAGCGGACUCUGGCAGCUAUUCAGUUCUCCACAGGAUUUUUACUGGUAUUUUUCGCUGCUUACACUGCAGCUAUCCUGCACGGCAAACACUCUGGUGCGCCGUAUUAUGCCGGCGCUUUUAUGACAGGAUUUGCUGCCUUAAUACUGUCAUUUUGCGGAGGAGCGGUUUAUUACACUGGCAAAAAUACUCGCCUUGAAGUCCUUAUUCCCACACUAGUGAAACCAUGGGUAGUGGCGCAUGUAAUCAUAUCACCGUGUGCAACCGUUAUAAGUAUAAUCGGUAUAAUCAUCACCGGUAUCUACGGCACGUGCCAGUCCGGCUCGUGUUCCUACUCCACAAAUACAAAAUUUAACCUGGGAAUGGCAAUAUUUUUAUUAGUCUUAGAAAUACUCUGUCUAAUUUCUAUGAUCAUAAGCAUAUUAAUAUCCGUUUAUUAUGCCAGUAGUUUUGGAUUACAUUUGAUAUUUCACAACAAACCGAUCCCCGGUGCGGUACAGGUCAGGCCUGUAAACGAUGAAGUGCAGGUGUCACAGGAUAUGUACGUUCAACAACUGUGGCGCCAUAAAAUGCAAAACGAUAUAGAUUUCCGUAAAAUUGCUGAAUAUCUUGAAAUGUCAAGAAAGAAGAAAACAGAAGAGACUAUUUAAAUAAAAAUUCUCAUGAAUAUGUAAAUAAUAUGUAAAUAUAUGCAUUAUAUGUAAAUAUGAUAUCUAUAUGUAUGAUUGCAUCCCCAAGGUAUGUUUGUCUGUUCUAACUUGUUUUAUAUGUAUGUAUUGUUAUUAAAGUGGGUACAUUUACACAUUGUUUCAAUAAUAUGACAACAUUGUUAAAU